This is a messenger RNA of Monopterus albus (swamp eel), 1793 nucleotides long. It is a transcript of the gene nanog, whose product is annotated as nanog homeobox. Gene Ontology annotation, molecular function: RNA polymerase II cis-regulatory region sequence-specific DNA binding; DNA-binding transcription factor activity, RNA polymerase II-specific. Bases 141 to 1388 code for a protein of 415 amino acids. The record is from RefSeq and is a predicted model, not a curated record. Lineage: Eukaryota; Metazoa; Chordata; Actinopteri; Synbranchiformes; Synbranchidae. The transcript has 4 exons. Gene Ontology annotation, biological process: regulation of transcription by RNA polymerase II.
ACACCACCUUUUUAAGUAGACAAUUAUAGAAAGGCCGGAUGCAGUUGUUUUCUGUUUGAUGGGCUCUAGGUUUUCGAGCUGACUGGUCAGGGGCUGUUAUUUACCCUAGUUUUCAACAGUGCUUCCCAUGUGCCGGAGACAUGGCAGAAUGGAAGGCGCAGGUAUCUUACAACUACAACUCCUCUUACCGUGCUUAUGCCUACGGCCUAGUGUACCAGACCGGGACCGAGCAGAACCACGGGAACCUGAACAGCUGGGCUGAAGCCGGUGCCAAGGACUUAAGCAACUCCAACGCCGGGCUAACACAGCCCUAUUACGCCACCACCGCCAGGACCCGGGAGGACUCCCCGCCUGGCAUUAACGUUACAGAGCAGCAGGCUGUGAACGGCCAGUGUCAGUACCGGGGCUCCGGAGUCGUCUACCUCGGUGAUACCCAGGCAGGCUGUCUGCUCGUGGCCGGACCGCACCCGGCCACCUACGAGGCACGGGAACAUGAGGCCAGGCGGACCGGAGGCGACUCAAUCAGCGACUCGGAGGCACACACAUCACCAGAUUCAUGGAGCUCUGACAUGAGCAGAGAAGGCGUCAUCCCCCAGGCAGACCCUGCUACCUGGAUGAAGAAGGCUUUUGACAAUGAUGAAAGCAGGAGCCCUGAUGCCAGCGAUGGUGUUUCCAGCUCUCUCAUGGAGGAGCCGCAGUCUUUUUCUGUCACAGGGGCCGAGAACACCGACACCACCUCUCUAUACCCACCCUUAAGUGCCCCAAAGAAGCCGCUCAUGACCACUGCCAGUAAUCCCAAAGGAAAGGUGCGGGCAGCCUUCUCAGAGAGCCAGCUGAAUGCUCUUGUGCAGCGCUUCACUGUCCAGAGAUACCUCACUCCAGCUGAGAUGAAGAACCUUGCAGAGAUGACGGGGCUAACCUACAAACAAGUGAAGACUUGGUUCCAGAACCGAAGGAUGAAGCUAAGGAGGCACCAGAAAGAUACGAACUGGGUGUGUGAGCGCUACACCAUCAACAAGGGCAACCCAAUUCAUGGGGCCAUGUACAGCAACAUUCCUUCCCAUUUCCAACCUUAUCAAGGAGAGGCCCGGCCCCAACUAACGGAGCAUUACAACCAGCACAUAAUGGAGGCGGCCUUUAGGAAGACUGCUCCACAGAACCUGGCCUUUUAUCUGGCCGCUGUGGGCGGUGCUGCUGGAUCCACUGGCUACCCGUCCUGGUCCUCCAGCACAUCCCAGACUGCGGUGUCCACCAGGGCCCAGGUGGCUGGCUGGACCAUGCCCACAGGCGUUACUCAUUAUGAACACAACUCCAAUGCGUUCAACCCAGCCGCUGCGAAUAACACCAGUCCUGAUCUCAGCUUUGACAGCAAAGAUGGGAGCCUGUGAGCAGCCGCAGCUCCUUUAACACAAUGAUGAUACAUGAUGUCAGCCAGUGCUCAAUGUUUGUUGACGGGCAUUAAUACCUGUGUAAAUGUUACCCAUCAGCCGGGUUUUUAUUCUUCCUUACAGGUCUGCUGACUGUAGUUUACUUUAAGUUGGGUGUACAUAUGCCUCGUUCAAAAUGCCUGUUCAGAAAUAUUUCACUUUUUAUCCUGAGGUUUUAUUUUUUUUAUAUGCAGCUAUUUAAUGUAUGUUCUUUGCGCUUGAUAAUACAAGAUUAGUCCAACUUGAACCCGUUCUUUGUAUUACAUGGGGUUUUUUUUAUAACAGUUUUAAGCAAAGCACCGCUACAGAUCCCAUGUGCACACAUUUCAGCAUAUCGUAUGUAAAUACAAGUUCAUUUUGUCAACU